Messenger RNA from Trichoplax adhaerens, 1479 nucleotides. RefSeq lists its product as uncharacterized. Gene Ontology annotation, molecular function: glycerate kinase activity. NCBI's taxonomy places the organism in Eukaryota, Metazoa, Placozoa, Uniplacotomia, Trichoplacea, Trichoplacidae. The coding region runs from base 1 to 1479 and encodes 492 amino acids. The transcript has 3 exons. The record is from RefSeq and is a predicted model, not a curated record. Gene Ontology annotation, biological process: protein phosphorylation. Gene Ontology annotation, cellular component: cytoplasm.
AUGGUGCACAUUUCCUCCUCGAUUGGUUUUAAAGUCAUUGCUAACUGUGGUUACCUCCCUGGAGCUCUUUUCUCAGUUCUCCCUCGACAUGCAGUUGCUCGUUGCUAUAGCCAAUCUUGCCAUGAUGGCCUAGGAACUUUAAAGGAGAAUGCAAAACAAAUUCUAACUGCUGCACUUCAAGCGGUAGCACCGGAGACGCUGGUUCAAAGGGCAAUCCGACGAUCUGCAUGUAGCCAAUACUUGCAUGUAGGCGAUGCUACUUAUCCUUUGCAAAAAAAUGUUUACAUCGCUGCUUUUGGUAAAGGUGUCUAUCCCAUGGCUAAAGCAGUUACCUCUAUUGUACAUGAUCAUCUAGUCGAUGGUAUUGUUAGUGUACCAGCUGGUAGCUCAACCCCAGCUCUAUCGAAUUUACAGAUAAUUCAGGGUGGAAGGAAAAACUUACCAGAUUCCAAUUCUAUGAUGGCGGCGGAUUCCAUCAUGAAGAUGGCCAAUUCUCUGGGUCAGCAUGAUAUACUAUUAGUGUUGAUGACAGGAGGUGGUUCAGCGUUAUUUCCAUUGCCAGUACAUGGUGUAACAUUGGAUGAGAAAUUGCAAGCGAUUAAAGCUAUUGCCAAUGCGGGUGGUGAUAUUUUUCAACUGAACACGAUACGAAAGAAUCUGUCUGCAUGCAAGGGUGGAAAAUUAGCAUUGGCAGCCAAUCCAGCCAAGGUAAUAAGUUUUAUCGUCUCCGAUGUUAUUGGCGACAACCUUGAAAUUAUUGCUUCGGGGCCAACAGUGAAGGACUCAUCAUCGCACAAAGACUGCCUCACAAUCAUAAAAAAUUUAUCUAUUGAUAAAAAAAUACCAACUUCAGUCCUCAAUUUAUUUUCUGGCAAAACAUGCUCUGAUAUAGCUAAGAACAAGCAAACCUUUAAUAAUGUUCAGAAUGUUUUAAUCGGAUCAAAUAAAGUAGCAAUCCAUGCUGCUUUUGAGAAAGCAUCACAGUUAGGAUUUGAUGCCACCAUACACUCUACCACUGUUUGUGGAGAAGCAAAAGAUGUAGGAAAAACAUACUGCCAGAUGCUAUUGGAGAACCAAAGACUAUGCCGUAAAGUAUGUAUUCUCAGUGGCGGAGAGACAACUGUUAGGGUAGAAGGAAGCGGUGUUGGAGGAAGAAACCAAGAGUUUGCAUUGUCAGCUUCAGUUCAAAUGUUUGAAAGUAAGUUAGCCAGCAAUCUGACUGACAAGAAAUGCCCAGCAGUCUUACUUAGUGCCGGAACAGAUGGACAAGAUGGUCCAACACCAGCAGCAGGUGCUUUUGCCUAUCCCGGCCAACUCUGUGACAAUAAUAUUAAUACAGCCAGACAUCAUUUGGCCAACAAUGAUUCGUAUACUUUCUUUUCCACUUUAAAUAAUGGUGAUGAUCUGAUAGUGACUGGAUUAACCAACACAAACGUCAUGGAUAUUCAAAUAAUGCUUAUCGAUGAACCAACUACAUAG